UCAGUUGUUUGUUUAUGUUCUACGCUGGUUGUCAGCGCAAUCAACCCUUUUGCCUUAAUAACUCGUAAAUUUCGUGCCAGAAUAUCGCGCUUAUUUCAUGAAGAUAAACACUCUUGUAUAGUUUUGAAUUUAAAAUCGUUUUUUUCCUAGUCAGAGUAAAAUAACCUUUUUGUUUAAUGUAAAAAUCAGGCGCUAAAACUUGUAAGGUUUCGGUCGUCUACAUCAGGGUUGAAGCCGGUGUUAUCAACAAAAAAAGUAAGCAGCUCUUUAAUCAGCGUAUAAAACUGUCCCUUCCGGCAAUUUGGUAUGCACCGCGGAACUGUACGGUAGUGUGAACACAAAGCGCAAUCACCAUGAAGCAGGUUUUUAUCGGUCAAAUAGUUCACUCCAAAUCGCUGGACGAGCUGGAGAUUUUUGAAGACGGAUUCGUAGCUGUAAACGAUGGCAAGAUCGAAGCCGUUGGCAAACACUCUCAACUGGAUGGUUUACCAGCAUCUCAGUACGACCGAGUCGUGUUAUCACCGUCGCAAUUUCUUCUUCCCGGACUCAUUGAUUGUCACAUACACGCACCACAGGUACCUAACAUUGGACUUGGGUUAGAUAAGCCGUUGCUAGAGUGGCUGGAAUCGUACACUUUCCCGUUGGAAGCGAACUACCGUGACGCCGAAUUUGCUUCACGAGUGUACAAGUAUGUGGUGAACACAACCAUCAAUCAUGGUACGACAACUGCAUGUUAUUUUGCUUCCAUCUUUACGGAGACGAACAAGAUACUGGUUGACGAGAUGUUGCGCCAAGGGCAACGAGGCUUUGUUGGAAAAGUGUCAUCCAAUCGCAUGUGUCCGGAUUUCUACGUGGAGUGCAAUACGGAAACAUCCGUAAAGGACAAUGUAGAUUUCAUACGGUACGUAAUGGAGCGCAAAAGCGAUCUGGUGAGCCCUAUAGUGACGCCUCGCUUUGCAAUAACUUGCGACGAGGAGUUAAUGCGUGAGUUGAGUACGUUGGCCAAACAGUACAGCCUCAACAUCCAGACGCAUGUGUCCGAAAACUUGGGAGAAAUUGAAACGGUAAAGCAACAAUUUCCCCGUGGUUUACACUACUCCGGAGUGUACGAUGAGGUCGGUCUCCUUACGGACAGGACCGUUCUCGCCCACGGUGUCCAUCUUGAGGAGGCUGAGUUGAAGGUACUCUCGGCCCGUGGCACAUCCAUAGCACACUGUCCGAGCUCGAACACAAACCUUGGGUCGGGAUUUUGCGAUGUACGGCGUUUGUUGAAUGCUCGUGUUAAAGUCGGUCUCGGAACGGACGUAGCCGGUGGCAGUGAAAUGAGCAUACUGGCCGCUAUGCGAGGCGCCCUGGGAGUUUCGCAGCAUUUAAACUUUAUGAAAACGCAGGACGUUAAAGGAACGGGAAAAGUGGAUCGCAGUUCUGCCGACAAGGAAGACAAAUACAUUCCACUAACCUACAAGCAGGCCCUCUUUUUGGCUACACUGGGUGGUGCACAAGCAUUGGCCCUGGACAAAAAGGUGGGGAAUUUCGAGCAAGGUAAACAAUUCGAUGCUCUACUGAUCGAUACGGACCCACAGCCGAUCGGAGGCUAUAAACUACCGGAAAGCUUAACGAAGGAAAAAACCAAAGUGCAAUUACUGUUAGAGCUUGUCCAAAAGUUCGUCUACGUUGGUGAUGAUAGAAAUAUUGUGCGUGUGUAUGUGGCAGGAAAACAAAUUAAAGCCUAAAACUGUUGCUUAAAGCAUAUCGAGCUUCUUCAAUAAAAGGAAUGCACACUGUUUUGUAAGCAAACUCAUUCAAAUGACAAAAAACAGAGUCUUGCAAUU
Anopheles funestus (African malaria mosquito) is the source of this 1832-nucleotide messenger RNA. It is a transcript of the gene DhpD, whose product is annotated as guanine deaminase. Gene Ontology annotation, molecular function: guanine deaminase activity; zinc ion binding. Gene Ontology annotation, biological process: guanine catabolic process. Gene Ontology annotation, cellular component: cytosol. Lineage: Eukaryota; Metazoa; Arthropoda; Insecta; Diptera; Culicidae. The transcript is spliced from 5 exons. Bases 354 to 1733 code for a protein of 459 amino acids. The record is from RefSeq and is a predicted model, not a curated record.